Messenger RNA from Plutella xylostella (diamondback moth), 1200 nucleotides. RefSeq names its product carbonyl reductase [NADPH] 1. The record is from RefSeq and is a predicted model, not a curated record. Gene Ontology annotation, molecular function: oxidoreductase activity, acting on the CH-OH group of donors, NAD or NADP as acceptor. Lineage: Eukaryota; Metazoa; Arthropoda; Insecta; Lepidoptera; Plutellidae.
AUGGGUUCAGAAAGAGAAAAUGUUGCUGUUGUCACGGGUGCUAAUAAAGGGUUAGGUUUUGAGAUAGUAAAGCAGUUGUGUGGGCAAUAUCCUGGCUUAGUCUAUCUCACUUCCCGAGACUCCACAAGAGGGCUUGAGGCGUGUGAGAAGAUACGAAAACUCGGACUAAAAGUGUGUUAUCACCAACUUGACGUCACCGACAGUGACAGUGUUGAAAUAUUUGUAAGCUACUGCAAGGAAAAGUAUGGAGAAAUUGAUUUACUAAUAAACAAUGCCGGUGUGCUUUACCCUAAAAACACGGAACUUUCGCGUGAAACUCUUGUUCACCAAAUAGAGGAGACAAUGAAAGUUAACUUUUUCUCGCUGGUCAACUUCACUGAAUCAAUUUUGCCGCUUUUAAAAAAUGGCGGGAAAAUUAUUAAUAUAUCCAGCUCAUCGGGCCAUUUGUCGAGAAUACCGGGAGAAGAGUUGAGGAACAGAAUUAAGAGUACCGAUUCAGUAGAAGAGUUGAUAAAGUUGAUGAACAGUUAUUUGGUGGCCUGUUGUAACGGUGAGGAGAUUGAGGGCGGUUGGGGAGAUUCUUCCUACGUCGUCUCCAAAGUCGGUGUUAAUAGUUACAGUUUUAUAUUGCAUCGAAGGCUGUCUGCAAAAGACAUAUCAGUAACCUGUGUGCACCCCGGCUACGUGCAGACAGACAUGACGGGCGGCGCGGGGCAGGUCUCUGCGGGCGCGGCGGCGGCGCUGCCCGUGCGGCUGGCGCUGGCUGCGCGCGCGCAAGGAUACGUGUGGCACGACGGCCGCGCGGUACCGUGGGACGGACCCGACCCCAGGGGGUUCAUUGAUGGGAGGAAGUAAUGGUCAUUAAACGAAGGAUGUUUGUAAAGCUGCGUACAGACCGGCCCAAGGAACGCCAACGAACGGGUUUCGUUGAACUUCGUUGCUGCAAUCGCCCCUGUAUUAUGUAUGAUAAAUAUCCAUCGUUGGGCGUUCGUUAGGCCGGUCUGUACGCAGCUAAAAGUGAAGUUUAAAUCCAAAUAAACUGUAGAUUUGUUAAUACUUAACCAGGACUGGCUACUUGUUUAUUAACAUAACAAUCAGACUGUACCUUACUUAAUUUAAGUAAUUGUACCUUUUUCUUCUAGGUAAAUUAAUACUAAAUAGAAUGAAAUUAAAUUGAAAAUAAAAACUAUUUUGUCAUCA